CGGCCGCGGGCGGGCAGGGAGGCAGGGAAGAACGCGCAGUGGGCGCUCCGGCUCGGCGCCUGCCCCUCGCUGCCCUCUGGGUGGCCGCAGCGCGGGGGCCGGGGCUGCCCCCGACACCCUUUCCGGGCGAUGGUGCGACCCGAGGGCGCGUCCGUCUCCCGCCGCCGCUGACCCGGGUCCCCCACUCCAUGGCCGCCUCGGCGCCGCCCCCACCGGACAAGCUGGAGGGAGGCGGUGGUCCCGCACCGCCCCCCGCGCCGCCCAGCACCGGGAGGAAGCAGGGCAAGGCCGGUUUGCAAAUGAAGAGCCCGGAAAAGAAGCGGAGGAAGUCCAAUACUCAGGGCCCUGCGUACUCACAUCUGACGGAGUUUGCGCCACCCCCGACUCCUAUGGUGGAUCACCUGGUUGCAUCCAACCCUUUUGAGGAUGACUUCGGAGCCCCUAAGGUGGGGGGCGCAGCGCCUCCAUUCCUUGGCAGUCCUGUCCCCUUUGGAGGCUUCCGUGUGCAAGGGGGCAUGGCAGGCCAAGUACCCCCAGGCUAUGGCACCGGAGGUGGAGGGGGUCCCCAGCCUCUUCGUCGACAGCACCCCCCUUUCCCUCCCAACCCUAUGGGCCCUGCUUUCAACAUGCCCCCCCAGGGCCCUGGCUACCCACCCCCAGGCAACAUGAACUUUUCCAGCCAACCCUUCAGCCAGCCUCUGGGUCAGAACUUUAGCCCUCCUGGUGGGCAGAUGAUGCCAGGCCCAGUGGGGGGGUUUGGCCCCAUGAUCUCACCCACCAUGGGACAGCCUUCCAGAGGGGAGCUGGGCCCGCCUCUCCCCCAACGCUUUGCCCAGCCAGGGGCGCCAUUUGGCCCCUCUCCUCUUCAGAGACCUGGUCAGGGGCUCCCCAGCCUGCCCCCCAACACAAGUCCCUUCCCUGGUCCGGACCCUGGCUUUCCUGGCCCUGGUGUUGAGGAUGGGGGCAAGGCCCUGAACCCACCUGCUCCCACUGCUUUUCCCCAGGAGCCCCACUCCGGCUCCCCAGCUGCUGCUGUGAAUGGGAGUCAGCCCAGCUUCCCCCCAAACAGCAGCGGGCGGGGCGGGGGCACUCCAGAUGCCAACAGCCUGGCACCCCCUGGCAAGGCAGGGGGGGGCUCAGGGCCCCAGCCUCCUCCAGGCCUGGUGUAUCCGUGCGGCGCGUGUCGGAGUGAGGUGAACGACGACCAGGACGCCAUUCUGUGUGAGGCCUCCUGCCAGAAGUGGUUCCACCGCGAGUGCACGGGCAUGACUGAGAGCGCCUACGGGCUGCUGACCACCGAGGCCUCUGCCGUCUGGGCCUGCGAUCUCUGCCUCAAGACCAAGGAGAUCCAGUCUGUCUACAUCCGCGAGGGCCUGGGACAGCUGGUGGCGGCCAACGAUGGGUGAGGCUGACGCGGCGACCCCGGGAAGCGCAUCUGUUCCUCCCUGCUCUUCCAGGGUGGUGGUUUCCGUGUCUGGCUCUCGGUCCUUGUCUCCACUGGCUCCCCAUCCCUCGGAGAAGAAAUGCAGUGUCUCCUGAGGGCAGAAGAGGAACUGAGGUGGACAGGCAGGAGCCUGGAUCGCUCGCUGUUCUGGAAACUUUCCCGCUGAGAUCUACAGAGAUCCAGGAAACCAAAGCCCUGCCGAGCAGAGCCAUUGUUUGGUGGAUGUUUCUGGAGGCCGAGGGGUAUGGCUGCAAGAGAAAAGGCUGGAGGAAGAUCUGCAAGGCAGGGUAUCCCUCCUGUAGAUGGUGGGUGCCCCCAACACCUGUGCCUAACGCCCCUAUCCAGCCCCGCAGCUGCAGCCUUAGUUUUGGGAGUCAGGUGUUAAAGGUUUCUCGCCAGGGGAGUUUGGGUCUCUUCCCAUCCCUGCAGUCGCCCUUCCAUGGCUCUGGGAGAGAGCUGUAGGGGAUAAAAAGGGAUUUUCCUCUUUUCCUCCUCUCCCCUGCCUCCUCUAAAACCUGCCUAACUCUUCCCCCUUCAGAGAACCAAAUAGCUUGAAGAAACGGGAGAGUUCUUGGCCAUGGCAGUUUCUUGGUGAUUUGGGGUUUCAAGACGGUAGA
Eptesicus fuscus (big brown bat) is the source of this 2061-nucleotide messenger RNA. RefSeq names its product pygopus family PHD finger 2 (gene PYGO2). NCBI's taxonomy places the organism in Eukaryota, Metazoa, Chordata, Mammalia, Chiroptera, Vespertilionidae. The record is from RefSeq and is a predicted model, not a curated record. Gene Ontology annotation, biological process: spermatid nucleus differentiation; kidney development. The transcript has 3 exons. The coding region runs from base 189 to 1406 and encodes 405 amino acids.